ACCAUAAUUAUACCAAAGAAUUCUGAUUUUAUAUUCAACUUUCUUAAUGAAUUGAACAACUUUAAUUGAAAUUAUUUUAAAUUGACGUAGUUUAUACAAGCUAAAAAUUUAUUUUAUUUAUUGAGACAAAUUUAAAAAUGUUACGUAAAUUUAGUAACAAAAAAUAAGAAUUAUUAUUAUCCAUUCGGAUUCUGUAUGGGUAUUGAUCAAGGUAACAUGUUUUCUUAAUAUGUUGUGAUUCUUUUAUAUCAAUGAGACUAAAUGGAAUCAUGGGUACACCAGAGAAAAUUAAACCACCACCACCUCCAAAGCCUAUCUCAUUGCUUACAAGUUUAGGAAAUUGUAAUUGUGAUGAAACUCAAAAGUUUUGUUCAAAACAUAAAAUGGUUACCACAAAUGAUAAUGUAUCUACCUUAAAAAGUCAAAUUGAAUUUUCAGUAACUAAGUCUACCAUCAAACCUCCAUUACUUCCAAAACCCAGUAAUAUUGUUUACAAAAGUAGUCCAUACAAAAUAAAACAUAAAUUUCCCAGUGUAAGUCAUCAAACCAUAGAAGAUGGAGAAAAGACUGUUGAUUCCAUUGAAAAUGAAAUUAUUGACAUCAAAAUUCACGAAGAGAAUAAUAUAUUUAGGAAAGAAUCAGAAAAUGAAAGUGAUGUUAAUUCGAAUAUUUCCAAUUUAGAUAUUCCUGUACAUAUAAAUAGUAUUUUAGAAAGUAACAUAACUGAUAGUGAAAAUAAUAAUAGUAGCAGUAUUAACAGAAAAUAUAUCAAUGAUGAUUCAGAUUAUGAAUUCCCCAAUGAAAGUUUAUUAGAUGAUUACGUAGUUUAUGAUACAGAUAUGUUAGGAAUUUCUGUGAAUCAAAUGGAUAAUCAAAAUAUAACAAUUGAUGAUGAAAAAUUAUCAAUUACAAGUGAUUCAACUGAACUGUAUUCUGUAAGAAAAAAAAUUGUAAAUUGGUUUGGAUCAUUCGGAAAGGGAAAAAAAAAAAAAAAAAAACGUGACUCUUUUAACAGCAGUCAAAAUGAAGAGCAUAAUUCUGAUAAAGAUGAAAAUGAUACAGACUCACAUUCAUCUAUAGAAGAUAAAUCAAAUGAAAAACUUGAACUUGAAGAAUCAUUAUCUAUUGAAAAUGUGGAACCAGAUGAAAUAAUUCCAUUUAAGAAUAAAUCAUUGAGAAUUGUUGAAGAAUUAAUUACAACCGAAAAAGAUUUCAUUGACGUUUUAAAAUUAUUAUGUCAAACAUUUGUUUCAUUUAUUGAUCAGUCAUGUAAUGACUUUAAAAUUAUACCCCCAAAUGAUUUAGCUAAAAUAAUAAACCCACUUCCCCAGUUGCUCAGUCUAAAUGAAGAUCUUUUGCAAGAUAUGGAAAAGCGUUUAGAAAAUUGGGAUAAACAUCCUAAAAUUGCUGAUGUUAUUGUGAAAAAAGGACCAUUUCUUAAACUUUAUUCUACAUACAUUCAAAAUUUUGAAAGUCAGUGUAAUUUUUUAGAUGAAUGUUGUCACAAGUAUCCUAAGUUUCAUAAAUGUAUUCGAGAAUUUGAAGUAUCUGAUGUAUGUAGAAAAUUAACAGUUAAACACUAUAUGCUUAAACCUAUUCAGAGAAUACCACAGUAUAGAUUGUUGUUAGAAAGUUAUUUAAAAAAUCUUGAUGAAAAUUCAAUAGAUUAUAAAGAUACAUUAACUGCUUUAAAUAUUGUCUGUGAUGUGGCUAACCAUGCUAAUAAAAGUGUUAAGCAAGGGGACUCUUUGAGCAAACUUUUGCAAAUACAAUCACAAUUAGGAAACUAUGUUAUAAUAAAACCUGGUAGAGAACUCAUUAAGGACGGAGAACUUUACAAGUUAUCCAGAAAAGAUAUGCAAUUGAGAUAUUUUAUUUUGCUCAAUGAUUGUUUUUUGUAUACAUCAUACUAUGGUACAGUGUCUGGAUUAAAAAUAAAUUAUGAACUUCCACUGAGUGGAAUGAAAGUAUUUAUACCAUUGACUGAUGAUCAUUACAAUGAAUUCAAUAUAAUUACAAUAACUCGGAGUUUUACUUUGAGAGCUAGAUCUUUAUCAGAAAGAGAAGAAUGGGUUACUAAAUUAGAAGAAGCUAUUAGAGAGCACAACAAUAAACAGCUAUCAUUUUUAAAUAUGAAAUUUGUUCCAAAAAAUGCAGGUUGUGAACCUUUAAAAUUAGGUCAUGAGGCGCCAAUUUGGAUUCAAGACUGUCGUGUUACUAUGUGUCAAUCAUGUGCAGCAGAAUUCACUGUGACUUAUCGUAGACAUCAUUGUCGAGCCUGUGGAAAAGUUGUUUGUGGAAGUUGCUCAGAAAAUAAAGCGCCAUUACAUUAUAUGAAGUUUCAAUCAGCAAGAGUAUGUGAUGAUUGUUUUGAUUAUUUGCUCAAAGAAGUUGAAGAUAAAAUUGUGGAAUUACGUCAGGGGUCUAAUUUUGGCAACUUAGAUAUUCUAAAUAAAUUAGAUGCAAUAAAAAGUUCUUUUAAAAAAUCUGGACUAUGGAACACUAAGAAACUUGUGAAAUAUGUACCACAACGGCUAAAAGAAGUUAUGGCUAAUGAUUCAGGCUCACAAAUGAGUGGUUGGUUAUAUCGUCGUGGUCGUAAAUCAUGGAAAAGAUUUUGGUUUGUACUAAAAGAACAAGUUUUAUAUACUUACAAAGCAUCGGAAGAUGUAGUAGCUUUAAAUACAGUGCCAGUAUUAGGUUAUAGUGUUCAAACAUUUCCUGAAGGUACAAAUUAUGAGGAUUUUGAUUCUAAGUGUGUAUUUCAAUUAGCCCAUGCUGGACAGAGUCCAUUGAUAUUUUGUGCAGAAAUUGAACAAUUAGCCAAAAGGUGGAUUAAUGCUCUAAACGAAGCAACUCAGUUAAAGUAAGAUCUCUUAUUCAUAUAACCUUAUUAUUAAAUUAUGUUAAAUUUUUAAAUAUUAGAUAAAUUAAUGUAUACCACUACAUUAAAUUAAUAUUAAGGAUGAUUAUCACUGAAUUGGUGCUUAAGUAUUUAAUGUAGUCCUUUAAAUUAAUGUUAUUUUUUGAGAAUAUGGCUAACCAGCUGUUAUAUUUUUUAAACCUGUGUCUUAUAUUUUUAUUCUAUUCCAUUUGAAUUAUUAUUUGUUUUUGUGUGUUGUGUGAUUUAUCUUUAAAUAUUAUUUUAUUUAUUUAUUUUUUAAUAACCAAAUUUUAUUUUAAUAUUAAUUUUAUUAUAAACAUUUAAAGUUUUACUCUUAUUAUUGUCAUUUUAUUAAUUAGUAA
Molecule: messenger RNA, 3246 nt
Organism: Daktulosphaira vitifoliae (grape phylloxera)
Lineage: Eukaryota; Metazoa; Arthropoda; Insecta; Hemiptera; Phylloxeridae
Product: FYVE, RhoGEF and PH domain-containing protein 6-like
Exons: 13
Coding region: 252-2870 (872 amino acids)
Cellular component (GO): cytoplasm
Molecular function (GO): guanyl-nucleotide exchange factor activity; metal ion binding
Source: RefSeq, a predicted model, not a curated record